CUCACCUUCGACCUUCUCCUAUUCUAACAAUUUACCUACGCAUGCAAUUCCGACGCCUAUGGUCGAUUCAAGUUCUCCCCCCGCUCAGGGCUAUUCAGGACUUACCCUCCCGCAGACUGGGUAUCAUGCCGAUCCAAAGAACGGUAUGGGGGACGGCAAAAUCGACCUGGCGAAGAUGGGUAUAGCGCAGACUAGUAUGGCUACUGUGGAGGUCACACGAGGCGUUGCACAGAAUGUUAAUUCAUCCGGAUCGAAGAAGCGGAGAACUUUCUCAUUCCAGCUUUUCCGGAAAUCGAAAGACAAAGGCAAAACACCAGCUCACCUUCUCGAUACCCUGCCUGUUCCUGUUACGUUUCUUUCUCAUCUGCCGCCACCGUCCUUCGUUCCGUCUUCGCACGUGCUAGUGCAAGUCUUCGCAGUUGGACUGGAUGGCUUGGAUUCCUUCCUCGUACAAGAGAAGACUGUCAAUGGUGCAAAGGGAACAGGCUUCAUUCCCGGUCGGAGUAUCAUUGGCAAAGCGAUUGAGGUCGGAUGGGACGUCAAGGGCGACGUUUGUAGAAGAGGAGAGUGGAUAAUUGGUCUUCUCGACGUCAAGAAGUCAGGUGCACUGGCCGAAUUCAUUGUCAUGGAGCGGCAUAGAGUGCACAGGGCGCCACAACCACUAUCCCGACCGACGACGCUCUUCCCUUCCUCCCGUCGUACUCACGUUCGCUCGAUGUCCUUGCCUAGCCAGCUCAACCGCCAUCCAUUUGCGCAAAUUGAUCAGGACUUGAUCGCCUCAGCAAACUUGUCCAUCGAGGAGCUGGCCUUAUUGCCCAUCUGCGGUCUUCCUGCCCAUCGUGCAGUGCGCACUUUCGCGGAUGUCAUCUCGCCCGCUACGCCGAAGCCAGAUAGCGGAGAUCGGGCCAAAUACGUUCGCAUUCUGGUGCUGCAUGGUCAUGAUGGCCCUGGAGCGCUUGCAGUUCAGAUGUUCGCGAGAAGAGGGGUAAAAGUCUGGAUACAAGUUCCAGAUUCGGCGGCUCGGGACGACUCAAAUGAGGAGGAUAACGAUGACACAGAUGAGCCUGGCCCCUCCACAGCGGGACAGACGAAGGAGUCUCGGUUCGAGAGGCUACAAACCCGGUUGCGGGCUUGGGGUGCGGAGGCUAUAUGUGUUGGCGAGCCCCUAGAGGUUCUCGAAAGGCUGGCCGAGGAUGGGCGCUCCUUUGACGGAAUUCUCGACACAGUUGGCGGUGUUGAGAUCUGGGAGGCUGGACGGAAAGUGCUGCUUGCAGAUCCCGAGCAGGAUGCCACGUUGCAGACUUCGUCACCCAUGCCUUCUCCAUCCACCUCACCUUCGGCAUCUUCGCCCAAGGUCAGCUCGACCUCUAACAAGAGAUCGUUCACAGUCGCCCAGUUCACUACGCUCGUAGGCGACAACCCCUCACGCCCUGUACCUUCUGCGCAGGACCAUCUACGGUCCGGCUUCCGGUCGCUUAAGCGCACGAUGUCCACGGGAAGCAGGAGCAGGAGCAGCAGUCCAACGAGGUCGCCAUCAGCAGCCGCACUAUCGUCCCCCAGCAAGGACAGCCUCGGUCGGCUAUCGCGGCGACAUACUACUUCGACAAUCAAGGCGAAGAAGCGGACCGUGAGCUAUGUAUGGGUCAGCAUCGCCGCAGACGUUGACUUCGAAGGCGAAGACGUCCGAGACUCGCUCGGCGCCGUGGCGCACAUGGUCGAGAGUGGCUCCAUUCGCCCGUGGGUUGGCGACGGCCACGACGACAAUGGCCCACGUGUGGUGCCUUUUGACAAGUCACCUGAAGUCUUCAGGCGAGAUGGCGAAGGGCCCGUGGGGCCAUUAAAGGACGGCGGUACAUGCGUGGUGAGAGUUGUACCAUAAGUAAUUUUUACGAUCAUGAACAUUAUCAUCGGAGUUUUUGGUUGCUGUUUUUCUAAGUUGUAUGCAUAUUAAUCACUGUCACGCGACCCGACACCCCUAGAUUCCGUCUGCUACUUAUGACUUUUCAGGACAUCCCUCAUGACGCGUAUAACCUACGCCU
Phanerochaete carnosa HHB-10118-sp is the source of this 2039-nucleotide messenger RNA. RefSeq lists its product as uncharacterized. The transcript is spliced from 2 exons. The record is from RefSeq and is a predicted model, not a curated record. NCBI's taxonomy places the organism in Eukaryota, Fungi, Basidiomycota, Agaricomycetes, Polyporales, Phanerochaetaceae. Gene Ontology annotation, cellular component: mitochondrion. Bases 59 to 1879 code for a protein of 606 amino acids.